Messenger RNA from Triticum aestivum (bread wheat), 1053 nucleotides. RefSeq lists its product as uncharacterized. The transcript is spliced from 3 exons. Lineage: Eukaryota; Viridiplantae; Streptophyta; Magnoliopsida; Poales; Poaceae. Bases 1 to 771 code for a protein of 256 amino acids. The record is from RefSeq and is a predicted model, not a curated record.
AUGGCGGUGCAGGACGUCCGGAACCGGCUUCAGGCCCAAGCUACCGCGCUCAAGCAGUAUACUCAAGAAUUUCUCACGAUGUGCACGGUGAUCCGGGAGGCUGAGUGUGCCGCCCUGGCUCAGGAGCGCGAUCGCCUAGCCAAGAAACUGGCCGACCAGGAGGAGAGCCACAAGGCGGCCCUGAAGGCAGUGCAGGACAGCGAGGCCGCCCUCAACACCGAAUAUGGGACCGAGGCGGCGAACUGGGCUGAGGCAAGGCAGGCGCUGGGUCAAGGCUACAGCCGGCUGGAAGACUUAAUCGACGAUUACUUUCCCGGCUACUCUGCUCCCGCCUCCCAAGCCAUCGAGGCCUACCACGACGCGCGAUGGCAGGCAGGGGCCAAGAUCGCACCGGGUGCCGGCCGAUCACUUGAGGAGCAUCUUCUGGCGCUUCAAGCCCGCCUGCAGCCGGCCCACCGCAUGCUCCGCCGUCUUCAGCACACCGGGGCGCAAGUGCUGGCCGCCCUCUGGCCCGACGAGGUGGUUCCCCGCACCCCAAGUCGGACUACCGACUGGCUGCAGGUCGUAGUUGGCCACUUCGAGGCUUGGAAGGCGUCAGCGGCCCGAUCCGGCGCUGGAGUUUGUUCGAGCUUGGUAUCCUGGGCUGAACUUGGACCAGCUGAGCACCUGGCGGUAGGAGGCCGACAAGGAGCUGGAGGCGGUGCGGCCGGCUAUCGUCCAGUGCGCCUCGGCGAUCGUCGAGUACACCGACACCAGCACCUUUGCCCCUGAUGUGGAUGAUGCCGGUGUCGCUCAGCCGGAAGAGUGGUUCGGGCUGAACCCGACAGAAGGUGAGGACUCGGCGGAGGAGAUUGCUUCCAGCGAUGAGGGCGAAGGGGAAGAGGGAGAGGAUGGUGAAGACGCUGUGCCAGACAGCGAAGCAAUCAGCCCGCAUCAGCUUGAUCGUGCCUCUAGCAAUGAGGCGCGUGCAAGCACGCCGCCUGCAAGAGGUGAUGAUCAUGCCGAGACUCGCCAGCCGGCCACUCCUCCAGCCGGCACUACCGUCUCCACCGA